UUACGUAAAAUAAUUCAGGAAGUGGACAGACACAAAUACCUCGAGAAGCUGUAGGGGAAUGACGAUCAACGCAGAGGCGCGAUCCCAGAUCUGAACACAGUGAACCCUAACCAACCCCGGCGUGGGCCGUGCGGCCAUGGCCGGUGCCGUCUCAGCUCUCUUCCUUCUCGACAUCAAAGGACGCGUUCUCGUCUGGCGUGACUACCGCGGAGAUGUAUCUGCGGUCCAGGCCGAGCGGUUCUUUACCAAGCUCAUCGAAAAGGAGGUGGAUCCGGAUUCACACGAUCCGGUGGUGUACGAUAAUGGAGUGACCUACAUGUUCAUCCAGCACAACAAUGUUUUCUUGAUGACUGCGGCAAGGCAGAACUGUAAUGCUGCGAGUAUACUUCUCUUUCUGCAUCGAGUUAUAGAUGUUUUCAAGCACUAUUUUGAAGAACUGGAGGAGGAAUCACUGAGAGAUAAUUUUGUUGUGGUGUAUGAAUUACUUGAUGAAAUGAUGGACUUUGGAUACCCUCAGUAUACAGAAGCUAAGAUUCUUAGUGAGUUUAUAAAGACAGAUGCUUACAGGAUGGAAGUUACACAGAGACCUCCGAUGGCUGUAACCAAUGCAGUGUCUUGGCGUAGUGAAGGGAUAAAGUACAAGAAAAAUGAAGUUUUCCUAGAUGUUGUAGAAAGUGUGAAUAUUCUUGUCAACAGCAAUGGACAAAUCAUUCGUUCAGAUGUUGUUGGUGCAUUGAAAAUGAGAACGUAUUUGAGUGGCAUGCCGGAGUGUAAGCUUGGUUUGAAUGACAGAGUUCUUUUGGAGGCUCAAGGUCGGUCAGCAAAAGGAAAGGCCAUAGAUCUGGAUGAUAUCAAGUUCCACCAGUGUGUCCGUUUGGCACGUUUUGAUAAUGACAGAACCAUAUCUUUCAUACCACCUGAUGGUUCUUUUGAUCUGAUGACCUAUAGACUAAGCACACAGGUAAAACCUUUAAUCUGGGUGGAAGCUCAAGUUGAGAGACAUUCAAGAAGCCGUAUUGAACUAAUGGUCAAGGCAAGAAGCCAAUUUAAGGAACGAAGUACUGCAACAAAUGUUGAAAUUGAAAUACCUGUGCCUUCGGAUGCUACUAACCCAAAUGUGAGGACGUCCAUGGGUUCUGCUGCAUAUGCACCAGAAAAGGAUGCAUUGGUUUGGAAAAUAAAAUCUUUUCCUGGUGGGAAGGAGUAUAUGGUGAGGGCGGAAUUCAGUCUUCCCAGUAUAACUGCAGAAGAAUCAACACCAGAGAAGAAGGCUCCGAUACGUGUUAAGUUUGAGAUCCCAUACUUCACUGUAUCCGGAAUUCAGGUCCGGUACCUGAAAAUCAUUGAGAAGAGUGGCUACCAGGCCCUUCCAUGGGUUAGAUACAUUACAAUGGCAGGUGAAUAUGAAUUAAGGCUCAUGUAAGUAGUUUACGCCAGUAAUGAUUCUCUUAUUUGUUUUGAAACCCAAGUAUAAAUAGCCUUACUGGUCACUUCCAUGCCUUGGUGCUUGCCCACUUAUUGCCAUUUUGGGAUGUUAUGCCUUAUAAACUUGUAAGGGUAUUGCACAUAACUGUGAUCAUACUUGUUUCAUCUUCAUAGUGAUGUGUCCAAUGUCUGUACUAUUGUAGCUAAGUAGAUAGGUGGGUUUGUUUUGCUUGAUAAAUAAUACUCAUAGAAUGUAAUUCUUUGAUGUUAUUUUGAAACCGUGAGCUUACAAACUUUUGACAGGCUUGUUGUCAGCAACUUUUUUCCUUAUUUGAUUCCA
Molecule: messenger RNA, 1765 nt
Organism: Dendrobium catenatum
Lineage: Eukaryota; Viridiplantae; Streptophyta; Magnoliopsida; Asparagales; Orchidaceae
Product: AP-1 complex subunit mu-2
Exons: 11
Coding region: 137-1423 (428 amino acids)
Biological process (GO): intracellular protein transport; vesicle-mediated transport
Cellular component (GO): cytoplasmic vesicle; clathrin adaptor complex
Source: RefSeq, a predicted model, not a curated record